AGUAUAUUAAUGGUUUAAUCAUUCAAGCACCAUCAUUUACAGAGGAUAUGAACAAUAAAACAAAGUACUGAGUUUUCAGCAUGAUGAUGUUUGUAGAAAGUAUUGUAAACACUGUAAUACUUUUUCCAAUUUUGAUUAAGUAUUAUGCUUGUGCUAUUCUAUUUUCAGAGCCUUCUCAGACGCUUCAUAAAGUGAGACGUCCAGGUUGAUGUUUCCCCAGUAAAACUGGUCAAGCUUGAUGUGACAGACCAAAAGCUUUGGGUCAGUCCAAAGCAAGUGGACAUUGGCUUGGGAGCCACAGUUGCCCUCAAGGUGAUAAGAUUGCCCAACAAUUUCAGAAGUUCCUCUUCAGUGAGGCCAGAGGAGAGGAAUUCAUGGCCUUCAUUGCAUUGGAUGGAAAAUCGCGAGUUGACAGCUUCCUGCAUAAGGCCAUGAAUGGAUAUGCAGAACUGUGGAGCUUUGUGGAAAAGCUGCUGCUUCUGUCCCAUGGACAAGCUACUGUGGAGCGUGGGUUCUCCAUAAACAAGGAGGUGGAGAUGUGCAAUAUGAACGAAGACACUAUAGUCUCACAGAGACUAAUCUGCGACUAUGUGAGAUUGUGUGGUGGAGUGGUCAAAGUGCCUCUUACUAAAGAGCUGCUAAAUGAGUGCGCAUCUGCACGCAACCGGUACAGGAUAUUCUUGGAAGAUGAGAGGAAGAAAAAGGAAGAGACAAAACAGAUGAACAAGAGAAAAGGGGUUGAAGAUGAGCUUGAAGAGCUACGCAAGAAAAGAAGAACAAUCUCAACUGUGUGUGAAACUCUAGAAAAGGAUGCAGAUGGCCUUGCAGAGAAGGCUGAGAAUACAGCAGGGACCAAGAUGGCAGAACUUAUCACUAAAUCGAAUUCCAUGAGAAAAAGAUGCAAGGAAAAGAGAAGAGAGUUGGUGGACCUAGACCAUGAAAUUGAGAAGAGAGCAGCAGAGCUACGCCACAUGUCUUGAGGAGAAUUUGGGAUGUUACAAAACAAAGGGUUUCUCUCAUUAAAAGUCAUGUAUUAACAUUUGUGUUUUCUAACAGUUAUGUAGAUUAUUUGUCAACUUUUUGGCUUGUGAAAGGCUGUUUUGAGGACUUUCAUUACUGAGCUUAUUUUCAGUAUUCUAUUCUACACAGUUCCUUUUUGUUUAGUGUAAUCCAACUUAUCUAUGUUACGUUCUCUCUGUUCUACAUCACAAAGGAACAAAAAAAAAGAAAUUAAAAAGGUUUCAAAGAAAAGUGUUUUUCCUUUUUUUUUUUUACUUACCUAGUUUACACAUUGCACAUAAUUGAUACCAAAAUGGAAAACUUAAAGUUUUGAUUUCCAUUGUAGGAGGCAAUCAAUUGAGUAGCCUGUUCCAAAGAAAUUAUGAAAUUUUUCCGUCUUAAAUUUAUAUUUGUUGAGGUCUUAAAAAGGUCUUAAAAAUCAUUAAAUUUUACUUUUAAAAUGGUGCAAGA
Molecule: messenger RNA, 1470 nt
Organism: Carassius carassius (crucian carp)
Lineage: Eukaryota; Metazoa; Chordata; Actinopteri; Cypriniformes; Cyprinidae
Exons: 2
Coding region: 375-980 (201 amino acids)
Source: RefSeq, a predicted model, not a curated record